Messenger RNA from Prorocentrum cordatum, 2046 nucleotides. The record is from the annotation of a GenBank genome assembly. NCBI's taxonomy places the organism in Eukaryota, Dinophyceae, Prorocentrales, Prorocentraceae.
GGCGAGGGUGUGCGUGGCGCGUGUGGCCGCAGCGGGGGCGGGGGCUCCCUGUCUUGGCUUCCGCACCAGUCGGCGAACGCAGUACUCAAUCAAUCCUCCUCCUCCUCCUCCGUAGCCGUUUUGGCUCAGGGGCGUGCCGCCGGGCGCGCGCCCGCCCUUGCGCCGUGCCCCUCCUCCCUCGUCCCCCUCCCUCCUCCUCGUCCUUUCCCUCCUCCCCUUUGCUCCCCUGCGCCCGAUGGCAGCGUCGCCGUCGGCGCCGCCGCGGCAGCCGCGCCGCGGCGGCGCCCCAGAGGGCCAGCCGCCUGCCGCUGCGGCCGACGGCGCCUCCUGCGGCAGGCUCUGCGGGCGGCUCGGGGCGCGGUGGGCCUCGGGCUGGCGGCGCCCGCACCCGCCGGGGGCGCGGCGACGCAGGUGGCUCGCGGCGUGGGCCGUGCUGCCGCGGCGCGGGGGGGCGAUGGUGUACAACGUCAGCUUCGAGACCCACGGCCAGUGGACCUUCCUGGCCCACGAGGAGGGGCUCAUGGGCAACGGGCUGGCCCCCAACGCGACGAUCGCCAUAGACCUCGUGAACGAGCAGCCUGCCGACGACGUUUACGUCAUGGUUCUCACCCAGACGCAGUAUGUGUUGUGGAGGCCGUGGUGGCAGUCGCAGGUGCAGGAGCAGCAGACUCACGAGAUGUACGGCACGCCCCUCAAGACCAACCCGAAUAGGCUGGUGGGAUUUGGUGAGUCAUUGGCGCGGCGUCCUGUACGACAGGUUGCAGGCGUCCUUCAAGAUCGACGCUCCAACCAAGGACCGCUACUUGGUGUUGGUCAUGAACACGCGCCGGAGGCUGCUGAAGCUGUCGGGGACCGUCAGCCUGCUGAACCCAGGCGGCGAGCAGCUGGUGCUGCAGUGGAGGAAGGUGCCCGAGGUGUUGCUGUGGACUUCGGCGCUGUUCUUCGGGAGCUGUCUGCUCUUCGCCGGUCUGCUCGCCACCGCCACGCGCAGGGGGCGCAACGCGAUGCACGUGGUGAUAGCGUCAGUAUUGUUAUUGAAAGGCCUCGUCCUGCUGCUCAAGUGGAGCAACAGGGUGCAGGUGUCGCGCCUGGGCUACGACUCCACCGUGGGCCAGCUGAGCUGGCAGCUGCUCGAGAAGGUUCAGACCAUCAUGGAACUCAUGAUGUUUCUGCUGAUCGCCCUCGGGUGGAAGCUCCUCCGCGGCAGCCUGAACAUCACCGAGAUGAGAUUCGCGGGCGGCAUCUCGGUGAUCUCUUUCUACCUCGGCGUCUUCGAGGUCGCGUGCACAACGCAGUCCACGUGUAGCGGCUACACGCUCAGCCGCUACAUCUUGCACGCGUUGUGUUACCUCGUGGUGAUAGUCGCGAUGAACUUCAACCUGCAGAUGAUCGCCGCGCAGAUCAGCGACUCCACCGCGAGCAUGGACUCCGGGAAGUUGUACAGGAAACACCACGCUUACCAGGUCUUCCGUUGGGUAUUCUUGGCGUUCAUCAUCUCACCAACCGUGGAGCUCUUCCUGAAGGUCACGGUGGUGCCGUGGGACGCCAUGUGGCUUCAUUGGUUGGUGGUCGAGCUGCGGACCUGGAUGAUCUACACCUGCGUGGUCCUCACGUUCCGGCCGGAGCCCCCCGCCCCGCGCGUGUUCGAGUUGACGCAGACCGGCAGCGACGACGAGGCGGAGGGCGUGCCCGUCCCCGCCGGCGCCGGCACGACGGAGUGACGCGCGCAGUUUGCCCGCGGCCGCGGUCGCGGCAGCGGCGGGCGCGCGUCGCCCGCCGGCCGCCCGCGGGGCCAGCGCGGCGCCCUGGGGUCCGCGCGGCUGCGGCCCGGGCAGGGCCCGCAGAGGAUCGGGGGGGCCUGUCCAUCCCCGAAUAUUCUCGAUGCGUGGAUCACGUCGCAAUCGCAACCACGGAGGUGUCUUUCUUUGCUUGCACCCCAUCCGAAGAAGCCGUGGACCUGUCUCACCUACACCGCCUGUGUGGUUCAAUCGACAGUAGUAGUUGUUGUCAGUGCUGUGCUCCUGACGCGGUGGCGGAACAAAAGAA